ACCAAUCUCAUGUUUUCUGAGUUUUGAACAUCGUCCACUGAUCAACGCGGAAUUCGUUUGUCUGUGGAUAAUAAUUGAGCAACACGUUUUUGCCGGUUUUUCGCACAGUUUGUGUAAACGUUUUGUCCUAACUUGGUUCACUUAAAGUCGGUUUUUUAAGUCAGUUUAACUAACUCAGAAAACAACAUGCCUGAAUUGACGGAAAUCGAUUGUACCAAAAAGGUGAGCUUCGAUGAGCCCAAAAAAGAUGCCGAUAGCGACAGCGACUCGAGUGGUGUGGAUGUCGGCGCCGGUAAGGGAGCAGAAAGCGCUAGCGGUACCGUAGCUGAAGACCUAUCUAACAAAGCCAGACAAUCAAGAGGAGAGAAAAAAGCCAGAAAAAUAAUUUCCAAAUUAGGUCUAAAACAGAUUCAUGGCGUUAAUAGAGUGACUAUUCGAAAAUCUAAAAACAUCUUGUUUGUCAUCAACAAUCCAGACGUGUUUAAAAACCCGGCUUCUGACACGUACAUUGUGUUUGGCGAGGCUAAAAUCGAAGAUUUGAGUCAACAAGCUCAAGUGGCAGCUGCUGAAAAAUUCAAGUCUGCCGAUAUGAUGCCGAAUGUAUUGGAUAAAGACGGAGCUUCAAGGCCGAUGGUGAGUCAACCCAUACAAGAAGAAGAAGAAGAAGAAGGUGAAAUUGAUUACAAGGGAGUCGAAGAGAAAGAUGUAGACCUGGUGUGCGCACAGGCACAGGUGACCAAACGUAAGGCCAUCGAAGCCCUGCUGAAAAAUAACAAUGAUAUUGUUAAUGCGAUCAUGGAUUUGACUAUGUAAUAAUAAGUUAAGCUCUUAAAAGAGAAAAUAAUCAUCAUUUAUUAAUUAGACUGAUGAUUUGAUCCAAUUAAAUUGAAAAAAUAUAACAGUUGAUUACAUUAAAUACAAAAAAUGAUUACUACUUCUUUCACACUAUGACGUGUAAAUAUUUUUGUUUCAAUCAACAAAAUAUCCAUAGAAAUGUCUGUUUUACAUUUAUUGUUAUUAAAGCUUGUUAAUGCUUUGAUUUUUCAUAUUGAAUAAUAAAUAUCCUUUAAACAAA
Molecule: messenger RNA, 1075 nt
Organism: Adelges cooleyi (spruce gall adelgid)
Lineage: Eukaryota; Metazoa; Arthropoda; Insecta; Hemiptera; Adelgidae
Gene: Nacalpha
Product: nascent polypeptide-associated complex subunit alpha
Exons: 3
Coding region: 187-813 (208 amino acids)
Biological process (GO): protein targeting to membrane
Cellular component (GO): nascent polypeptide-associated complex; cytoplasm
Source: RefSeq, a predicted model, not a curated record